Schizophyllum commune H4-8 is the source of this 549-nucleotide messenger RNA. RefSeq lists its product as uncharacterized. The record is from RefSeq and is a predicted model, not a curated record. Gene Ontology annotation, molecular function: nucleic acid binding. The transcript has a single exon. Lineage: Eukaryota; Fungi; Basidiomycota; Agaricomycetes; Agaricales; Schizophyllaceae. The annotation marks the transcript as partial.
CUGAGGGAAGCUAUGGCUAAGUAUUGCCGAGGACAGGGGGACAAGUGGCCGCAAAGUCUACCGCUAGCACUUUUUGCCGACCGAAUUACCGUGAGCCGGGUUACAGGGUUCUCCCCGUAUCAGCUUCUACAUGGAUGCGACCCUGUCCUUUCCCUGGAUUUGGCAGAGGCCACGUUUCUGGUGCAAGACUUCCGCGCAGGCAUGACCACCUCUGAAUUGCUGGCAGCCAGAAUGAGGCAGCUAGAACGCCGCCCAGAAGACCUUGCGCGCGCGGCAGCGGCCUUGCGGAAGGCACGCUUUCGAUCAAAAACGCAGUUCGAGCGACGGUUCACCAAGCGAUUAAGGAGAGAGGAUUACCGUGAAGGGGAACUGGUACUCUUGAAGAAUUCGGCAAAUGAGCGACGAGUAGGGGCAGACGUAAAGAUAGCAGCCCGCUACCUGGGGCCCUUCAUGAUAGUUAGGAAGAAUCGAGGCGGGGCCUACAUACUACAAGAACUGGACGGCACGGUAAUAGCGGGCGGCGUGGCCCCCAGGCGACUCCUGCCAUAC